CACUGGUCUAUAGAGCAUAUAAAAACAUAUCGUCACCAUCAUAGUACCUUAAGAUGUCCCCCAAACGAAACUUUAAGUCGAAUUCUCAGCAAUUAAACGUAUCUCCUCCGACCCUGCGCAUCACUAAAAUCGCCUCUCUCCAGAGAAAGCCGUUGAAGGAGGAUGCACUAAAGCUUAUCCACGACAUAGCCCGCUUGGUGGCACCCAUAAUGCACAAACACAAUUUCAAGGUGGGGCUUCUCUGUGAAAUGUUCCCCAAGAAUCCUGGCCUCCUAGGCCUCAACAUGAACCGAGGACAAAAAGUAUGCAUCCGGCUCCGCUACGCCACCAAUGAGCUAUCCUUUCUACCGUUGGGCGAUUUGAUUGGCACUAUGCUUCACGAGUUGACACAUAACUUGUAUGGUCCCCAUGACAACAAGUUUUACAACUUUUUGGACGGGUUGAAGACUGAGUUCCACGACAUUCAAAUCCGUGGGUCGCUACAGACUACCGGGUACCUAAGUGAGGGUGCUACUCCUCUAGGAGGACGCUCCUUGAUGGCCAGAGAAGACCGAUUAGCCAAGGUUUGCCAGACCAAGUUGGUGGCUGAAAAAAGACGAUUAGGAUCGAAUUCCGAGCUAGGGGCUGAGGGAGCGAAUCCCGAAAGGAGAACGAUGACCAAGAAACCUCUACGCGAGUUAAUUCUAGAAGCGGUAGAGAGAAGAUUGAAAGAUUCAAAGUGGUGCCACGGAGACUACAACGAUAAAACCCAACAAAGCGAAGCUCCGGAUGACGAUGAUUUGGAAAUUAUCGAACCUAUUGAUGUGGAAGAAGACACGGAGAAAUUUGAACCGAGCGGGGGUAAUUCGAACCUAGAUAACGGAGGAAUUCAAAACGAACCGGGCGAUAACCGCCGUGUGCCGCAUGCAAUUUUCAAAAGAAGGAAGCUUAAAACCGGGGAAGGCUCUACUGAAAUUAUUGACUUGAGCGAUGAAGAGGGGGCACCUCGAAGGAAUAACAAAGCGGGGAAUCCUGUGCUUCUGGCCAUCAAGGAGUCUAGAAUGGUGCAAGAUGUGGUCGUAAUAGAUUUGACCGAUGGCUAGGAAACGAUUUACAGAAUGCACUUAACGAUUUGGAUUGAUAAUAGCUGGCGACUUGGCUUCAGAUUAUUCCUUAAUAUGAGGCUGCUCUAACUAGCCAUAGUUUAUCUUACCGGCUUCACAUUGAUAAUACAGACGGGCUGUGAUGCCUCCUGAGUUUAAGGCUAAGAUAGUUUUACGAUAUAUCGCUUCAUGGUAUAAAUUUUUUUUUUUUCGUUAUACUAAUAUGUGCGAGGAACAUAUACCCGGCAAAUACCGUGUGUUCUAUGGACACGAGCCUUUGGAAUAGAUAUUUUAUCCGAAUU
Messenger RNA from Babjeviella inositovora NRRL Y-12698, 1384 nucleotides. Its product is annotated as metalloendopeptidase. The record is from RefSeq and is a predicted model, not a curated record. NCBI's taxonomy places the organism in Eukaryota, Fungi, Ascomycota, Pichiomycetes, Serinales. The coding region runs from base 54 to 1082 and encodes 342 amino acids. The transcript has a single exon.